Messenger RNA from Magallana angulata, 4597 nucleotides. RefSeq names its product nuclear pore complex protein Nup155-like. Gene Ontology annotation, molecular function: structural constituent of nuclear pore. The transcript has 36 exons. The record is from RefSeq and is a predicted model, not a curated record. Gene Ontology annotation, biological process: protein localization to nuclear inner membrane; RNA export from nucleus; protein import into nucleus. Bases 52 to 4080 code for a protein of 1342 amino acids. Lineage: Eukaryota; Metazoa; Mollusca; Bivalvia; Ostreida; Ostreidae. Gene Ontology annotation, cellular component: nuclear pore inner ring; nuclear pore.
UUCCGGUUUAAAAUUUGGCGGCACAUGCUGAAGUGAAAGUAUCUAAAGAGUAUGUCGUCGUUCAUGGGUUCACCACAGUUCUCACACCAGGACUGGUUGGAGAAUGCAGCCCGACAGGUGGACAAACAGCUUCAGGAUGACAGAAGUUAUCAGGAUCUCUCAGAUCAACUCAAAGUUCCUAUUCACAAUCAGCCAAGUUUGAGUGGAUUGAAUGAGCUGGAUUAUCCCAGUUUACCAGAAGCUGGUAUUUCUAUCGAGAGUCUGUGUGAGAUUUGUAAUGUGAAAAGGGUCCCUCUACCCCCAGAGCUGGUCGAGCAAUUUGGGCGUAUGCAGUGUAAUUGUAUGAUGGGUUUGUUUCCCUCCAUUGAGAGAGCAUGGCUAACCAUUGACAGUGACAUCUUUGUCUGGAGAUAUGAAGAUGGAACAGACCUUGCUUACUUUGAUGGAUUAAACGAGACCAUACUGAGUGCUGCCCUAGUCAAACCCAAGCAGGGUAUAUUCCAGCCCCACAUCCAGUACCUACUCUGCCUUGCCACUCCUGUGGACAUUGUCUUACUGGGGGUCAGCUUUUCUAGGCCAUAUGAUGGUGCUACGUCAGACAGCGGUAGUGGAGAGAUGCACCUCCUUCCCGAGCCCUUGUUCUCAAUCCCCACAGACAACACGUACAUUGUCAGCAUCACUGGGGCCCCCAACGGGAGAAUCUUCAUGGCAGGCAAAGAUGGUUGUUUGUACGAGUUAGUCUACCAGGCAGAUGAUGGCUGGUUCAGUAGAAAGUGCAGAAAAAUCAACCACUCAACCAGCACAUUGUCUUUCCUUGUGCCAUCUUUUCUCAACUUCUCCUUCAGCGAAGAUGAUCCUUUGCUCCAACUGAGUCUAGAUGAUUCAAGAAAUAUUUUGUAUGCCUGUACAGAAAAAGGAACAAUUCAGGUGUUUGACCUUGGACAGGAUGGGAAGAGUAUGGGCAAGGUCGCAUCUAUUCCUCUGAACAACAUAGUACACAGCGCCUCUCUUAUAGCAAGGACUGUUGAGCGCUCGAACUUCAAGCCCAUUGUUCACAUCAGUGCCUUGACAAAGUCAGAGUCUGGAAACAUUCAUCUGGUGGCUAUCACAAAAACUGGGGUUCGACUGUAUUUCACAACUAACCCGUUUGGUAACAACAAGGGGCGGCCUUGUAUGCUAACUCUGGUUCAUGUUCGCCUGCCGCCAGGGUUCUCAGCCUCAACCACUGUUCACAAACCACAGAAUGUUCACAUGGCUUAUCACAAGAAAGGCACCUUGCUUCUGGUGGCCUCCCAGUCUGAGGACAGUGAUCUAUUGUGGACAGUCAGUAACGACUCGUUCCCAUUCCAAGUACAACUGAUGGAAGCUCAUAGCACUGUUGCUAUAGAGGGUCGUACCUGGGCUAUGUGUGAAGUCACCUCAGGGGAGAGCCCCACUGCCGUGGAUAAACCCGACCCUCCCACAGUGGUCACCCAGCACUCACAGCCUCCCCGCCAGUUCGUUCUCCUCAGUGCCCAGGGAAGUCACAUCUUCACCAAGAUGCGUCCAGUUGACCAGCUGCGCCAGCUGUUGAUAGACUGUCAGGGCCCAGACGCUGAGGAGGUCAAGGCCUUCUUCAGGCUUCACAAGCUUGAGCAGGCUUGUUCUACAUGCCUUAUUUUAGCCUGUUCUAGGAUAGCAGCAGAUCAACAGGUUGCCACCUGGGCUACCAUGGCCUUCUUUAUGUAUGGGGGUGAGCCCCAGCUGAGUUUCACUGGGUCAGCAAUGGGUACAGAUGGUCGUAUGAUGCCAAGUAAUCUGGGAGCCAUGGGCCUUCACCAGACAUCUACACCAGCUCCAGGAAUGGGUCAUCCCUACUUUCACCCUGCCAUGACGCCAGGACCUAACAUCACCCAGGAGAUUGUCUUCUCAGGGAAACACAAUGGGAUCUGUCUGUACCUGGCCAGAAUUCUCAGGUCCAUUUGGGAAAAUAAUGUUACCACAGAUUAUCCUUGUCAGACCUCACAAGGAAUCACAAAUUAUUUAACGAGCAGAAUAAAUGGUGAUGAUUUGAACAAAAUACUUGAAAAUGUUAGAGGGCUCUCAGACUUUGUGGAAUUCAACUCCAGGUUUGACACUGGACCAUCAGAAGGGAUGAUGUCACAAGUUCCCUUUUCUCCACACAUGAUGGGACACAUGGAUGAACAAGGACGUAAAAAGUUGCAAGCGGAGGCCCAGAAAAUGGAGAAGGUGUCAUUGCAACACAUUAAUGACCUGAUCAGACGUGUGGAGGAGGUGCUGGGGCUGUGGAGGAUUUUGGUAGAUCACCAACUCCACAUCAUUGUCUCCACACUGUCGAAGGACCAACAGAAUCAGCUGAGAGGAAUGAGUUUUAAACAACUUUCAACUCAUGCAACUGGAAAAGAGAUGUGUGCAUCUUUGAUCACCUGUUUGAUUGAUCGCUACCUUGAUGACAAUGCUACUAUUGAUGCCAUAAGUUGUAGACUGAGAGAAGUGUGCCCAUCUCUUUAUAGCUCCGAUGAUGCCACUUGUUCAAAGGCUAAUGAGCUCUUGCAAGCUGCCAAAGUCAAUCAGAAUCAGAACGAGAAGAUGACACAGUUAAACGAGGCAUUGAAACUGUACAAGGAGGUAUCCCAGCCCCUACAGCUACCAGUGGUCUGUAACCAGUUUGCAUUGGUCCAUUUCUACACUGGCAUCGUCGACCUCUGUCUGACCUUGGCCAAGAAGAGAGACCCCCAGAACCUGGCCCUGCAUUACUACAGGAGUGGGGAGCCCCAGGAGGACAUCCAGGGAAUGACUGCUUUCAUGUCCAGGAUGGAGUCUUACAACUGUAUAACAGACACCUUGGCGUACCUGCUCUCUGCCAGUGUGUCACACCCUCACGCCCCCAGUGUUCCCAAAUCUCCAGGGCCUCCCCCCCAGCCUGACCCCAACAGGAUGACAACAUAUGAUGCUGAAAAACAUAAAGAGGAUGUUUUCAGAAUGUCACUGAAGUCGGAUGAUGAGUUGUUCCAUGUGGCUCUGUAUGACUGGUUCUUCAAUGCCAGUCUCACAGAGAAGCUGUUAGAGGUGCAGACUCCUUUCAUUGAGCCAUAUUUAAAAAGAAAGGCCACCUGUCCAUCAGAGGCUAUAGGGGCGUUGGACAUGUUGUGGAAGUAUUACGAGAAAUGUAAAAACUUUUCGGCAGCAGCGAGAAUUCUGUCACGACUGGCUGAGAGACAUGGGACCGAUGUUAACCUUCAGCAGAGAAUAGAGUACCUGUCUAGAUCUAUCAUGUGUGCCAAAAGUUCCUCCACUCGGACCAGCUCGGCAGUGGAGGGGGAAUUCCUGCAUGAACUGGAAGAGAAAAUGGAGGUGGCACGUCUACAGCUCCAGGUUCAGAGGGCGGUGGGUAAACUCCCAAGUAACAUACUCAACGUUCAGUACGCUCUUACCAGUCUAGACUCGGAGCUCAUGGACCUGACCAGGCUGUAUGAGGAGUUUGCUGACAGAUUUGACCUCUCUGAGUGUAAGCUGGCCAUUGUUCAUUGUGCUGGUCUGUAUGAUGGAGCUCUCAUUGAGAAUCUCUGGCAGAACAUCGUCGACAAAGAAAUUGAAGCAACCACAAAUAUGAAUUCGAAGCUGAGAGCAACAAAUCUACAUAACACUCUGUUGCCGAUUGGAAGAUUGUAUAUCAAAUCAGACAGAUACUUUCCUCUGGCUUUCCUAGUGAAAUACCUAGAGCAGAGAAGCUGUGAUUUAGAUUUGAAUACAAAGUGGGUUUUUCUCCUUUUACUGGAUAUUGGUGUCUCCCCUUUGAAGCUUAUGGAGAUAUAUGACCGACUGUUCAAGUCUAGGGACCCAUAUUGGCAGCAGGUUCAUAAGCCGUUGAGAUUGUUGGAAGUUUUACAUAAUUUGUUGUCACAUAUAUGUGAGAAUCGUGCAAUCAUCCCAUCUGUGGAAAGGCGGCCCUUCACCACCACCUGUCUGGACUAUGUAUCAAACUACCUGGUGGACCUGCAGACAAUGAUGAGCACCCCCCAACAGGCAGCGGUGGUCAGCCACUUCAAGCGCCUUCAGGCUCAGCUCGAGAGGUUUUGAACCACUGGACUUAUUACCCCUGCAGUACCCACCUUAAAACCUUGGAGGUUGUGGGUGGAAAAAUUUGGACUAAUGCAAUUUUAGUGAACAAGAUCAUAAUUAUGAAGGAAGCAUUAAUGUACAUGUACACUGUGAAAGAAAUUUUAAUGGACCAUAGAUUCUUGGAGUUAGACCAAGGGAAAAAUCUGUUGUUAACAUUUGUAUAUUGUGUACCUAUUGUAAAUGCCAUGAAUCAAUUUUGUAACAGUUUGUUCAAGAAUUAAUGAGAUGUAUUGCAUCAUUUUGAAUUUAGCAAGGUUUUCAUGUAUUUAUUAAAAUGCUGUUACAAGCACUGUGAAGUGUAAGACAUAAAGGUGAUCAGAAGAUUUCAUAAAAGAAGAAAAAAUUGCAAAAAAGAAAAAGAAAAAAGAGAAAAAGACAUGUAAGGUAUGAAAGUGUUGUAGCCUGUCUCACUCACAUGUGAAAUUGUUGAUGAAUAGAGGUAUUUAUAAUAAAUCUUGUUUUGUGAACAUUUUAA